AAUGAGGGGAAGACGGAGGCGUGGCCAGGUCAUGUUUACGUCUGGCGAUCUCGGGGGAGAAGAAGUGGGCCACAGCAGAGUGCACCUGUCGCACGCUCGGUGUGGUGGCACGCUGACAGUCAAAUGAGCCACUGCUGCGAGGCAAGUCACUAGAAGAUUCCAAUAAGAGCUUGAUCUGAUUUGAGGGAAGCUACAAUACCAAAAGAAGGGGGCCAGGUCUGCCAUUAGAAGGGGUAGGAGCAGUCAGGCUUGACAUUUGGCCAGGAACGAAAUGUCCCAGGGGAUGGAUUCCGUCACGAAGAUGCCGAUAUCAUCUGAAGGGCAAGAAUGGGAAAGCCAAACAACAACAACACAGAUCAGUGACGUGGAGUCUGAGGGGGAUGACCUGGUGACCCAGACGGGCCCUGAGCUGAUGGAAGCGGUGUCCCCGUCCAGACUGGCACCCGUGCUCGGGGAGGCUUUCUGCCAAUGUGUGUGGGGGGACGAGCCGAACCCGGGCUUUGGAAUCAGCGCCGACUGCCUCUGUGGGGAGGACGACGACGUCGACGACUUUGACUGGGUAUGGGACCAACGCAUGAAGUCGUCCGGCGCCUUCCUCAGCUGCGACGACCGGAAGGUGAGCUUCCACUCGGACUACAGCUGCGGCACGGCCGCCAUCCGCGGAACCAGAGAGCUCACCGAGGGUCAACACUUCUGGGAAGUCAAGAUGACCUCACCCGUCUACGGAACGGACAUGAUGGUUGGAAUUGGAACGGCAGAGGUGAACCUGGAGAAGUUCAAGUAUAACUUUGGCAGUCUGUUGGGUCACGACGAAGAUAGCUGGGGGCUCUCCUACACAGGUCUCCUCCAGCAUAAAGGUGAGAAAGUGGACUUCUCCUCUCAGUUCGGUCAAGGCUCCAUCAUCGGACUGCACUUGGACACCUGGCACGGUACCUUGACCAUCUACAAGAAUCGACGCUGCGUAGGUGUUGCUGCCACCAAGCUGCAGAACAAGAAGCUCUACCCCAUGUUGUGCUCCACAGCAGCCAAGAGCAGCAUUAAGGUGAUCCGCGCCUGUUACACGCCCACAUCCCUGCAGUACCUCUGCUGCACGCGCCUUCGCCAAAUCCUCCCCGCCUGCCCGGAUGUUCUGAGCGCCCUGGAGCUGCCUCCGGGCCUGCUCGCGCUCCUACGCCGGAGGCUCGGCUGGGUGUUCUCCGUUAUGCAAGACGAGGAGUCGGGCCCAGUCGUCCUCAGUGCCUGCGACUCGCCCAGUUCGGAAGCGGAACAUUGUCCCGAGUCACCGUGUGGUCGCUCCCCGCUGACGCCGCCCAGCAGCGACAACGAAAGUUCCGAGCCAGAAGAUUAUCAGAGUAAAAGAUGACGCUGGACAUGAAGCCUGCCUGCUCCCAUCAGUAAGUCUGUGGCAAAUGUUCCUAAAUGGUUGCCGUUUAAGAUGCAUUGAACGCUCAACUUGUCUGAACGGAAAUGUGACUAUCGACAAGCAUCAUUUCUAGCGGUAGAGCUUCAAGCAGAAAUGACGGCAAACAUUUUCUUUGUACUAUGCAGCCCCCACUAGUCUAAACGUGCUAGCCAGAUUAAUAUUGCAUUCAUUACUUGGACUUGGCUUCUGCUUUGCUCUCUUUGUAAGCGAUAUUCAACAGAUUAGACCCCCCCACCCCUGAAAAAAUGUUUAAAAAAAUAAAAGUGGAGGGAAAAGCUCAGUUGAAAUGUAAUAGGAGCGAUCCAUAUCAGGAAAGAAAUGGAUGAAUUUUUGAUACUAUGAAUAUAACCUUUUGUAACAUAUCACUUUCUUACUUGUACACUAAAAAAUAAAAACCAAAAGACAAAAAAAAAAGUU
Syngnathus typhle (broad-nosed pipefish) is the source of this 1840-nucleotide messenger RNA. RefSeq names its product splA/ryanodine receptor domain and SOCS box containing 3b (gene spsb3b). Bases 272 to 1363 code for a protein of 363 amino acids. Gene Ontology annotation, cellular component: SCF ubiquitin ligase complex. Gene Ontology annotation, molecular function: protein binding. The record is from RefSeq and is a predicted model, not a curated record. Lineage: Eukaryota; Metazoa; Chordata; Actinopteri; Syngnathiformes; Syngnathidae. Gene Ontology annotation, biological process: proteasome-mediated ubiquitin-dependent protein catabolic process. The transcript is spliced from 8 exons.